AUGGCAAAAGUAAACUUGAGCGUGGUGGCUCUAGGGGUCACGCUGCUCCUAUUAGCUGAGACAUGGGCCCAGAAUCCCAGGAAGAGACUGGCGCCUUCGAAGGCUCACUGCUGCGACGAUGUGCGCUCUCUCAAGGUUCAGGUGGCCAAUCUGACCAGUCUCCUUGAGGAGCUGAGUCGCAAGCAGGAGACAGACUUAAUGAGCGUUGUGAGGCAAGUAAUGGAGCUGGACAAGCACAACCGGCAGCAGGAGGCACGGGUUACAGAGGCAGAGAGCAAGUACUCGGAGAUCAACAACCGUGUGGAGAUCAUGCAGCUGCAAACCCUGCAGUCUGCAACCCAGACCUCAUCAGAUGCCAUAUAUGACUGUUCAUCACUCUACAGCAAGAGCUACAAGAUCUCUGGCGAGUACAAACUGCCUAAAGAUGAGUUUCUGGGGACACCUGAGCUGAGCGUCUUCUGCGAUAUGGACACAAACGGAGGCGGUUGGACUCUGAUCCAAAGGCGAAAAGUCGGCCUCACAUCAUUCAACCGUGACUGGAAACAGUACAAAAAUGGAUUUGGAUCCAUCCGUGGAGACUUCUGGCUCGGCAAUGACCACAUCUUCCGUAUAACAAGGCAGCCCAGUGUGCUCAGGAUUGAGAUGGAGGACUGGGAAGGAAAGUCCCGCUACGCUGAGUAUGGUUAUUUCACUGUGAGUAAUGAGCUCAACAGCUACAAGCUCUUCCUCGCCAACUACAGUGGGAACGCUGGAGACUCCCUGCGCUACCACAACAACACCAACUUCAGCACCAUGCACAAGGACAACGACAAAUGUGUGGACGACUGUGCUUCCCUGCGCAAAGGUGGUUACUGGUACAACUGCUGCACCGACUCAAACUUGAACGGCGUUUUUUACCGCUACGGCGAGCACACAAGGAACACAGAUGGGAUCACUUGGUACGGCUGGCACGGGCCCAACUACUCCCUCAAGAGAGUGGAGAUGAAGGUCCGGCCAGUGGGUUUUCAGCCAUAA
Messenger RNA from Limanda limanda (common dab), 1014 nucleotides. RefSeq names its product angiopoietin-like 7 (gene angptl7). NCBI's taxonomy places the organism in Eukaryota, Metazoa, Chordata, Actinopteri, Pleuronectiformes, Pleuronectidae. The record is from RefSeq and is a predicted model, not a curated record. The coding region runs from base 1 to 1014 and encodes 337 amino acids. The transcript has 5 exons.